AUGGCCGAAAAACGAAAACUGCUCAAUGAAAUUGAUAAAUGUUUCAAAAAGGUGGAGGAAGGAGUGGAAUUAUUCGAAGAAACAAUGGCUAAAAUGCAGGAAGCAAAUAGCGAUAAUCAGAGGGAGAAGUUUCAGGAUGAUUUGAAGAAAGAAAUAAAAAAGUUGCAAAGGUUAAGGGAUCAAAUUAAGGGUUGGCAAAACUCAUCCGAUAUUAAGGAUAAGGAUAAAUUGACUUCUUAUCGGAAAUUAAUAGAACAAAGAAUGGAGCAGUUUAAAGAUAUUGAAAGGGAGAAUAAAACCAAACCACAUAGCAAGCAAGGGUUAUCAGCCGAAGAAAAGCUUGAUCCACGAGAAAAAGAAAAAACAGAAACUGUAGAAUGGUUGCAGUGCCAAAUACGAUAUCUGGAAGACGAAGCCGAUAAGACUGAAUCACAAAUUGAAUCUUUGUCAACAGCUGAUCAAACUCGAAAGAAAGGAAAAAGAGAUGAUCCAAAGAAAGGGGAGAAAGAGAAAUUGAAACGACUGGAUGAUUUGAGAAAACAUCUGGAACGGAUAAGGUUUCAUGUAUCAAAAUUGGAAAUUUGUAUGAGGCUUGUUAAUAACGAAACAUUAGAAAGUAAGAGAGUAAUGGAUGCGUUAAAAGAACCCUUCGAAAUGUACAUCGAAUCUUUAGAUCCUGAAAGUGAAAAUGAUUCUGAAUCAUUUGAUCCUGAAACAACAGGAGUUUAUGAUGAGUUAGAUUUGCAGUCAUAUACUCCACAGUUAGGUGGUGCUAUUUUUGGUUCGGUUGAUUCUGAUGAGAAAAUGGAAAACAAUAUCGAUGGGAGAAUAUCACCAGCUGCAUCACCUGCACCGGUUUUACCGAAGGAAACGGACGAUAACGCAACAAAACAAAGACAUUUGAGUGGCGAGCCCAGUGCACUUCUUACACGACAAAUAUCAGCUAGCAGGAGUACACCAGCUACACCAUUAAAACUUAGCAAUCAAGUGAGCGGUGAAAGUUCGCUUAGUUCACCACCGCCACCAGCCACACCACCACCACCUCCAGGAAUACCAUAUAGCGUGGCUGUUGGACUUGGGACGAAAAACACCAAAGGAAGCAUUGUACAAACAAGUGUAAAGCAACCAGUUGAAGUGAUACGACAGUCACCGGGUAUUAUUUCUGUGACAACAACAACAACUACCAGUUCACUUGCUCAGCAACAACAUCAGCAACAACAACAACAACAACUUAUUGCAAUAUCCGGAGUAGUUCAACAUCAACAACAACAACAACAAGUACAGCAACAACAGCAAUCAACAGUUCCUCUUGUAAAUGAUGAAAAUGCAAUCCCAUCACCACUGCAUGUUGACAUGCCAUCAAGUCUAUCAUCACAAGCAACUGCAACGCUAAGUCCCGGAAUUUUGCCAACAUCACGAUCUUCAACACCGGACUCUAAUGUUGCUAAACGUUUUUCCGUUUCAAGUUCAGCGAGUAGCCAUCAUGAGAUUGCCACGUUGAAGUCAAUGGCAGCACAAGCAUCAUCAUUGCAAAAUUCAGUGACAAUUACAACUGCCUUAAACAUGCCACCAUCAAAUGUGACACAUUCUGCAACAGCACUGGUAACUUCUCAAGUGAACAGCGAGAUGAAUAAUGCGCUAAAUAUGGCUACUGUAACUGCAGGCGCAACUACAGUUAAUGCAACUACAGUAUCAUUGCAAAAUAAUGUAGCAGGGAAUGACAUUGAUCAGAAUGCUCUGCGACAGGUGCUACGGAUGAGUACCACUCAGGAUGCACGAAAUCACUUGCCACAAGCGGCUGUGAUACCAGCAUGGCUUGGAGCAUCGCCAUUAGGUCGUUCACCAGUAAUGCCAGAGCAUGAAACACAGUUGAAAUUAUUGGAACAUGCGCUAACGCGAACACCAUUACCAAUGGAUUCCGAAAAGCCACGAAGUUAUUUGCCGAAAAUGCCAUGCGUAACCGCAACUUAUUAUCCGCAAGCACCUCUAAUUAAUGCGGAUACGUUAGAAUAUUAUCUUCGUUUGAGUCCAGAAACACUUUUCUUCGCUUUUUAUUAUAUGGAGGGUUCACGUGCACAACUAUUAGCGGCGAAAGCACUAAAAAAGCUCUCGUGGCGAUUCCACACGAAAUAUUUGAUGUGGUUUCAGCGACAUGAAGAACCGAAACAAAUAACUGAUGAUUAUGAACAAGGUACAUAUGUGUAUUUUGAUUAUGAAAAAUGGUCCCAGCGUAAAAAGGAGCAGUUUACAUUCGAAUAUCGUUAUUUGGAAGAUAAAGAUUUCGAUUGA
This is a messenger RNA of Brugia pahangi, 2289 nucleotides long. The record is from the annotation of a GenBank genome assembly. NCBI's taxonomy places the organism in Eukaryota, Metazoa, Nematoda, Chromadorea, Rhabditida, Onchocercidae.